CCAGUAUUCAUUCCCGUUCCAAAUUACUAUUGCGGCAAUGUUGAACUAAACCCACCACCAACUGGAGCGAAUACUGUAACCUCAUUCUAUUUGGCCCAUAUUUUGAGCCCUUAGGUUUGAGAUGUCUAGUUGCGUUCAUGCCUUUUCGAUUCGCGCACAUCUGCGAUCUCCUUGAACGGUUAGACCAGGUUUAUUCGCGAUAUCCACCAUAUCUCCCAAAGGAUGCUACACAGAAGUCACGGGACGCUGUUCUAUAUUGGUUCAAGAAGCAUGGGCAAAAGAUCAGACACGAUGCAAAUGGCUUAGCUUUGCUAUCGACGCUGUUCCCUGAGAGAACCCAGAGAGUGCACGAGUUGGACAGCAAAAAUUUGGAGAAAAUAAUUUGCCGGGCGUUGUCGCUGCCAUCUUCACGAGUUACUGACCUGUCGCGCUGGAGGGAGCCUGGAGCGGGAGUGGGCGAUUUAGGUGCAUGUGUAGAACGGGUGGUGAAUCAAGAUGUAAAAGAGGAAACUGCCGUGCAGUCACGAGCAAGCGGAGUUACUAUCGAAGAUAUCGAGCAAGUGUUGGUAUCCUUUGCUAGCCAGACUCCCCUUUCACCACCACCCGCGAGACCAUUGGCGCUUGAUGGGACGUGCGGUGCUCGGACAGCGUCACUUGGCAGAUUGUACCAGCGACUGCCAGCUCGCGAGUCCAAAUGGCUGACUAGACUUAUUUUAAAGAGCUACUCGCCAAUCAUUGUUCCGGACCAUCUGGUCUACAUGUUAUAUCACCCAUUCCUUCCCGACUUGUUGGAAGUCGAACCGGAUUUCUCAGCAGCUCUAUUCCUCCUCCGUGGAAUGAAUAUUCCUGCCUUGGUCCACUAGGAGUAUGCUUCCCUGGCCGAAACGCCAAGGUAAUAUAUGCACCAUCAGACAGGAGACUAGCGUUUGGAGAAUGAAAUUCGAUUCACAGUAUAUCAUGAAAA
This is a messenger RNA of Pseudogymnoascus verrucosus, 964 nucleotides long. RefSeq lists its product as uncharacterized. Gene Ontology annotation, biological process: DNA recombination; nucleotide-excision repair, DNA gap filling; double-strand break repair via nonhomologous end joining. Gene Ontology annotation, cellular component: DNA ligase IV complex. Bases 138 to 863 code for a protein of 241 amino acids. The transcript is spliced from 2 exons. NCBI's taxonomy places the organism in Eukaryota, Fungi, Ascomycota, Leotiomycetes, Thelebolales, Thelebolaceae. The record is from RefSeq and is a predicted model, not a curated record. Gene Ontology annotation, molecular function: DNA ligase (ATP) activity; DNA binding; ATP binding.